Salvelinus namaycush (lake trout) is the source of this 2204-nucleotide messenger RNA. Its product is annotated as ras-related protein Rab-37-like. The record is from RefSeq and is a predicted model, not a curated record. Gene Ontology annotation, cellular component: endosome; Golgi apparatus. Lineage: Eukaryota; Metazoa; Chordata; Actinopteri; Salmoniformes; Salmonidae. Gene Ontology annotation, biological process: regulation of exocytosis; protein secretion. Gene Ontology annotation, molecular function: GTPase activity; GTP binding. The coding region runs from base 438 to 1130 and encodes 230 amino acids. The transcript has 9 exons.
AGACCUAGUUGUUUUCAUUUAUGAAAAUUACAAAAAACUGCCUCAUUUCAUAGACCUAAAUAACAUUAUCUUCAUUGGACAAAUGACAAUAGCAACGUCGUUUCAUCUGCCAACGCGUAAAGAAUGAUGCGGAUCCGUUCCAACGUUCUGCAUAACUGAGAAAUGUUUCCGCAUAUUGAUUAUAUUUUCUCCACGAAUGUAGCCGCGUCCUCAAGAGAAUCCCCAUUUAAGUUUUAACCACGACUCUAUGAUUGGCAUUAGUUGAUUCAGCGUCAAGAAAUUGUUCUUAGAAAGCGCUGGGUGGUUUUGGACAACGCUAAAUGACUGCAGAUGGACUCAUUGCUCGUGUUAACUGGUUUUGAGUCACUGGCAUCUCGGGAGGAACAUCGCGCGGCGCGCUGACAGAUCUCGGUGAUACUGUGGUGAUAGUCAUUGCGAUGUCCACAAAGAAGGCAUCGUUGAAGGAUAAAGAGACUAAAAACGGAACAUCAAAAUAUGUGUUGGAGAGAUGCGCCUCGGUUUGCGAGUAUUUUGAUAUUGCCUUCAAGGUGAUGCUGCUGGGAGACUCUGCGGUGGGGAAGACGUGUGUGCUGGUGCGCUUUAAAGACGGGGCCUUUUUGGGAGGCAACUUCAUAGCCACCGUGGGAAUAGACUUUAGGAAUAAAGUUGUGACGGUGGACAACGUGAAGGUCAAACUCCAGAUCUGGGAUACUGCAGGACAGGAGAGAUUCCGCAGUGUCACGCAUGCCUACUACAGAGACGCACAGGCCCUCCUCCUGCUCUAUGACAUCACCAGCAAGUCAUCCUUUGACAACAUCAGGGCCUGGCUGACUGAAAUUCAUGAGUAUGCUCAGAAGGAUGUGGUCAUCAUGUUGCUCGGCAACAAGACGGACAUGGCCGGAGAGAGGGUCAUCAAGCGUGAGGAGGGAGAGAAGCUGGCCAAGGAAUAUGGAGUCCCUUUCAUGGAGACCAGUGCCAAGACUGGAGUCAACGUAGAGCUGGCCUUCUUGGCUGUAGCAAAGGAGUUGAAGCACAGAGCUGCCCAGCAGCCUAACGAGCCCAAGUUCCAGAUCCACGACUACAUUGCAUCUGAGAAGCAGAAGUCUGGCUGCUGUGGUGGCUACAUGUAGCUAAACCUCUCACCAACUGUUACACCACACCAGGCCACAGUGAGAGAGGAGUGAGAGAGACACACAAACAUCUACAGAGAGAGGGAGGGAGGGAGAUAAAGAGAGAGAGACAUAGAGCAGUAGGGAGACAGUCCCCCUAAAAUAGCAUCAUCAGAUAGCGAGUAGUCAAAAAGAGCAGAGCAACCACAUUGUGAAAAAGAGAGCACCUGGUCUGCUCCCCACCUACUUGGAAAGCCUAUGGUAACUAGACAACCCUCAUUCUACCCCUAUCAGGAGAAAAACCAUGUCAGUGUUUUCAGUUUGAUAGCAAUCCUUUACCAGUGUAUUUAAAAUGUGAAUUUAUAUUUGAAACAUGCUUGGAUCAUUUAGUUCAUGUGUAUCACAUCCUGCAGCUGCAGCCUGUCAGCCUUACUCAUUAUUGCCAUAAGGAAGGAUUGGAAAUCCAAAUGGAAUUUCUUGCCCCAAUAUUGCCAUAUUUACAAAAAAAUGAAGAAAUGAUCUGAUCACUUUAUGUAAAGAUGUUAGCUGGAAUAAAAUACAGAUUUUCUGGGGCUCAUGGCUUCAUAUGUUUCACCACAUUCUAUUCAGGACUAAAUGCCAUUAUACAUGUUGUAUGAGGAGUACCCUCUACUACUGCGGUGUCAUACACAGCGUGUCCCAGAUGCGGCCUCUACCGGCUAAAAUAUGUCUAAUGACAGUCAUUUUGUAAUUAUACUCCAAAUUAACAUUCUUUUCUGAAAUGUUGUGGUCAAAUGUUAAUUGAGGUGGUGGUCAGAAGUUCCAGCAUGAGUUUUGAUUUGCUUUUAAACGUGCCAUCCACCAUGUGCCAUCCACCAAUGAGAGAGCUCCCUCAGACACUGUUGUUGUGGAGCCUCUCUCAGUCAUCAUUAAUGGACGUUGUUGUUGUUGUGUCUCUACUGUACAUGGGUUGUUCAUGGGUUGCAUUGUGUAAAAUGUUCCUUUGUAUUUGGUUCAUUAUGAAUGUUUGCUUAUUGAAUUUGCAUGAUGUCACAAUUAUUGUCACUCUGUGGAGAUGUCACAGUGAUCACAAAGUGCCAUGGAAAAGUGCUUUGU